AUGACCCUUGAAACCCAGUGGGCCGAUUCCAUGUCGCCGCCUUCUAAUAUUUCAGACAAUGGCGCGCACUCUAGUGCCCGGGACCCUCAUCCACCGACGGUGGCAGCUUUCUCGCCCACAACCAUAGCCGGAUCGUCACUCACGUCUCGACAGCGGUCAAGCGUCAUCGUCCAUCGCAAGUCUCCCCUUUUAGUAGCUACGCCUCCGCCAGUCACACGAGCGCUAGCUCAUUCACACCCUUUCCUGCUUCCGUUAAACAAGCUCGCCGGGCUAUUAACAUGGUCCAGUGGAGACCCGUGGGCGAGUUUCCUGCUGGUAGCCGGGUUUUGGGCCAUUGUGCUGUAUUCAGAUGCCAUCAUUCUGUAUGGAGGACCCAUAUUAGUGGUGGCAGCGCUGAUAUUGGGGAUGUAUUCGCGGCGGUACUCGCCUUUGUCGUCGACGGGAGUUACGGGUGAAAAGCACGGGCACAGGAAACAGCCAUCUGAAAUUAUUCCUACGCGACACCAAAAGAGCUUAGAUGAAAUCGUCGAAACCAUGAGAGAGUUUACGACGCGAUGCAACAUUAUACUAGGGCCGUUGCGCGAGAUGACCGAUUUUCUCUCCACGCAAAGUAGCGCAACAUCCGCUACGACACGGCCAGCUUUGACGUCACUUUUAAUUCGGAUUAUAUGUGUUACGCCAAUAUGGAUACUUCUUACUCUUCCUCCAUUUUACAUCAUCACUACCCGGCGAGUAGUUCUCUCGUUCGGAACAGUCAUUCUUACAUAUCAUUCCAGCCCAGCUCGUGUGUUUCGAGUGCUUCUGUGGAGGUCAUUAACUAUUCGCCGCAUCUGUACUUUUCUUACGGGGCUUAAUUUUUCGACAGAUAAGACUUCCGGUAAGGUGGCAGGUACAUCAAACACUGUCCAGUCAAAGAACCAUGCCACUGCGAUCGCAACGUCAAGCCAUGCCGAGGCUGGAGUACGAUUCACUUUUAUCGUGUACGAGAACCAGCGACGAUGGCUUGGCAUUGGAUGGACAUAUUCACUCUUUCCACAUGAGCGCACAGCAUGGACUGAUGAACAUUUGAACGCUGUUCCACCAAAAGACAGUUUCGAGCUUCCUGAUGCCAAGGGUGGAAACGCAGCAUGGCGCUGGGUUGAAGGCAGCCAAUGGCGCAUUGAAGGCGGCGACGGCACGAGUGAUGGGGGCGGCUGGAUUUAUUACGAUAACAAGUGGCAAGAUGGUCGACGUGGAGACAGCUGGGGUCGGUAUACUCGUCGUCGGCAAUGGUACAGAGAUGCGGAACUAGUCGAAACCAGUGGAAAUGGGGAUGUCUCUGAAAAGGUAGACAAAGUCCAGCAGGACGACGCAGCUAGCAUCAAGACAGUCUCCACUACCGAUCCCCAAUCGAGCGUACGUAAACGACGAUGGUUCAACGGGUCCAAAGACUUGAGCAAGACCGCUCCUCCAUCACCAUCCAACGCGUCCGUUUUCUCAUUCAACAAUAAAGACGGAGACAAUGCCUCUAUUUCUUCAUCACAGCCCGUGGAACGAGCAGCAGUGAGUACAGGCCGGACCUCGAGACCGGUCAGUCUGCAGCGCUCGCGGACAAGCGAUUACAAUUUUAAAUCUGGGAGCUACAGCAGCAGCCCCGGACAAAGGAGCGUGACCAGCUUCAUCCUGCGCGCAGCGACGGCGAACGGUGACGGCGACAACGACAACGACAGCCAGAAGAGCAUUCGAGAUCGUGAAAUUGAGGAUGCGCAGAACCGGCUUGAUCAAUGGGGGGCGCGCGCCAGUGGGGGCACAGAGCGAGCUGAACGGGAGUUGGGUCUGGGGGAUGAUGUGAACAUGGGAUUGAGUUGA
Talaromyces atroroseus is the source of this 1848-nucleotide messenger RNA. RefSeq lists its product as hypothetical. The coding region runs from base 1 to 1848 and encodes 615 amino acids. Gene Ontology annotation, cellular component: peroxisomal membrane. Lineage: Eukaryota; Fungi; Ascomycota; Eurotiomycetes; Eurotiales; Trichocomaceae. Gene Ontology annotation, biological process: peroxisome organization. The record is from RefSeq and is a predicted model, not a curated record. The transcript has 3 exons.